Molecule: messenger RNA, 1173 nt
Organism: Babjeviella inositovora NRRL Y-12698
Lineage: Eukaryota; Fungi; Ascomycota; Pichiomycetes; Serinales
Exons: 2
Coding region: 1-1173 (390 amino acids)
Cellular component (GO): mitochondrion
Molecular function (GO): (S)-2-hydroxyglutarate dehydrogenase activity; (S)-2-hydroxy-acid oxidase activity
Source: RefSeq, a predicted model, not a curated record
AUGAUAUCUCCGGGAAUUCGUUCUUUCUCUCGCUGCUUUUCUGUCGGCGCAGUAUCCCAUGCUGACUACUCCCAUGUAGUCAUUGGUGGGGGUGUCGUGGGAUUGGCCAUCGCGGCCGAGCUCUCCAAAGUCUCCUCCAACAAAGUCAUUUUGCUCGAAAAGCACCUCUCUCUAGGUCAGGAAACCACCUCCAGAAACUCUGAGGUGAUCCACGCCGGGCUCUACUAUCCUCCAAACUCCCUCAAGGCUAAAUUCUGCAUUGAGGGAAAAGCGUUGCUCUAUAGUGACGCUGCAAAAGCAGGGGUGGAAAUGAGACAGUGCGGAAAAUGGAUUGUGGCCCAGACUGAGCAAGAAACAGAGUAUUUGACCAAAAUGCACGAAAUAGCUACCAAAAUCUUGGGUGUUCCGGUUCAGAUGAUUUCUGCCAGUGAAGCACAGACGUUAGAACCGGAAAUUAAGGUUGGCCAGGCGGUAUUGAGCUCCCCGACCACAGGAAUAAUAUCUGCACACUCCUUUAUGGACUAUCUUGAGUCUAUAUUCCAGACCAAUAACGGGGAAAUCGCCAUUGGAUCGCAGGUGACGGGGUUGACUAAGAAUGGCGAGACAUUUACGGUUGUGGUGAGCGAUAUAUCUGGGGAAGAAGUGGAGAUUGAAACCGAGAACGUAGUUAACUCCGCUGGCUUGUAUGCCUCAGAUAUAUCCAACAUGCUCUUAGAACGGAAGGUCAAUUCUUUCUAUGCUAAAGGGAAUUACUUUAGCUUUAGUAGGCCCGGGACUAAAGUUGGAAGAUUGAUAUACCCGUGCCCCACCAAGAAUGUCGCGUCGUUAGGCACCCAUUUGACAAUAGAUCUCGGUGGACAGAUCAAAUUCGGCCCCGACAUCGAGUGGGUCGACUCUGCUUCGGACUUUGAGGUCUCUCUGAAGAAUCUUGAUGCGGCCUAUCAUGCAAUUAAGCGCUACUUCCCAGCCGUGACGAAAGAAUCGCUAACCCCAUCGUACAGCGGGAUCAGACCCAAACUCACGGACCAGUACGAGACUGCAUUUCAGGAUUUCGUAAUUCAGGAGGAAGAGGGCUUCAAGGGGUUUGUAAACUGUUUGGGCAUUGAAAGUCCGGGAUUGACCUCCGCGAUGGGAAUUGCCAAAUACGUUAGAGAGAUCUACCACAGUAAAUAA